Molecule: messenger RNA, 1198 nt
Organism: Camelina sativa (false flax)
Lineage: Eukaryota; Viridiplantae; Streptophyta; Magnoliopsida; Brassicales; Brassicaceae
Product: protein EXORDIUM
Source: RefSeq, a predicted model, not a curated record
CUACUCAGAGAGUCAUAUAUAUAGCCCCCAUCACACUCUCUAUUUCUCACAAACCAAUCCACACAUCCAAAUCCACUAUUUCACAAUAUCCUCUCUUCUCUCUCAUUUCAAAAUGUAUUCGUUAGUGUUUAAACUCUUUCUAUUUUUGUCUCUUCUCCAAAUCUGUCUCUCUGCUAGGAACCUAGCAUCAGAAGAACCAAACCAGUUUAAACUAUUAAAGUAUCACAAAGGAGCUCUUCUCUCCGGCAAGAUCUCCGUUAACCUAAUCUGGUACGGCAAAUUCAAACCUUCGCAACGAGCAAUCAUCUCCGACUUCAUCACCUCUCUCACACACACUUCUCCAACGUCCAAAACUCUCCACCAACCAUCCGUCGUCACGUGGUGGAAAACUACAGAAAAAUACUACAAGCUCGCCGCGUCUGCUAAAAGCUCAUCUCCUUCUCUCACUCUCACUCUCGGGAAACAAAUCCUCGACGAGUCUUGCUCACUUGGUAAAUCUUUAACCGAUGGAGACAUACGUAAGCUAGCUUCAAAAGGUGACCAACGUGACGCAGUCAACGUCGUUUUGACUUCAGCUGACGUGGCCGUACAAGGAUUUGGUAUGAGUCGAUGUGGGACUCAUGGACACGCUCGUGGUUUAGGUAAACGUGGCUCCAAGUUUGCUUACAUUUGGGUUGGUAACUCCGAGACACAAUGUCCAGGACAAUGUGCGUGGCCAUUCCACUCGCCGGUGUAUGGACCACAGAGUCCGCCACUUGUGGCACCAAACAAUGACGUGGGACUUGAUGGUAUGGUUAUUAACUUGGCUAGUCUUUUAGCUGGAACCGCAACGAACCCUUUUGGUAAUGGUUAUUACCAAGGUCCACAAAACGCACCGCUUGAAGCUGCGUCUGCUUGUCCUGGCGUUUAUGGUAAAGGUGCUUAUCCUGGUUACGCUGGAGAUUUGCUCGUGGAUACUACAACGGGAGGUAGUUUUAAUGCGUAUGGUGCAAACGGCAGGAAGUUUUUGCUUCCUGCUUUGUAUGAUCCCACGUCGUCGACUUGCUCCACUAUGGUCUGAGAAUUAAAAGGAUCCAAUGUUUGGUCUUUUGGUAGUAGAAAAUAAUAUUCUAGUGUAAUUCUUUUUUAUUUAUUGUUUUGGUUACCAAUUCUAGUGUAAUUCAAUUUAUUCAUUAAUAUCAUUAUCAUUUUUCCCUUA